CUCCUCCUCCUGGAGGGGCCUGGGUGCUCCUGCCUCUUCUACCAGCACCUCCGGUCCUGCGAGGUCCUGGAAGGAUGGAGGCUGCAGGGCCACCCCAGGCCAGGAAGUGCUGCCAGCAGGCCCUGGAGAAGCUCGUUCCUCGCCUCUGCUUCCUCUGUUCUCUGGUGACCUAUGCCCUGGUGGGUGCUGUGCUCUUCUCAGCCAUUGAGGGGAGCCAGGACCUGGGGGCCGAUGACCAGGAGUUCGAGGAGUUCUUGGGGAAGCUCUGCAGCACGUUGACAUGCAACAGGACUGUUAUGGAAGGCAAGAAGCGGGAUCUCGGGGAGCUGCUGCUGAAGGUGAAGCCCCAGUGGUUUAGCAGGUCUACGGACUGGUCCUUUCUGAGCUCGCUCUUUUUCUGCUGCACUGUGAUCAGCACCGUGGGUUACGGCCAUAUCUAUCCCGUCACCAGGCUCGGCAAGUAUUUGUGCAUGCUCUACGCGCUCUUUGGCAUUCCCCUGAUGGUCCUGGUCCUCACGGACACAGGUGACAUCCUGGCAACCAUCUUAUCCACAUCUUACAAUCGGUUCCGAAAACUCCUGUUCCUCAGCCCUCACCUUCCCAAAUGGUGCUCCAGACUGCUUUGCAGGAGAAAGCCUGACACCAAGCCCGUGGACCAAGCCAUCCCCAGGAUCGUCAUCGAUGGCCAAGAGCUCACUGGCCCCACCCCUGGCAGGUGUUCCUUGGCCCCAAGCAUCAACAUGGAGCUGCUUGAGAGGCUUCUUGCACGCGAGAAACAGAACACACUGCGACCGCCGUCACAGGCCGCGGAGAGGAGGAACUCGUGUCCCGAGCUGGUGUCCGGGAGACUCUCAUACUCCAUCAUCAGCAACCUGGACGAGGUGGGACAGCAGGUGGAGCAGCUGGACGUCCCCCUGCCCAUCAUCGCCCUCAUUGUUUUCGCCUACAUCUCCUGUGCAGCCGCCAUCCUGCCCACCUGGGAGAAGCACAUGGACUUCGAGGGCGCCUUCUACUUCUGCUUCGUCACGCUGACCACCAUUGGCUUUGGGGAUACCAUUUUAGAACACCCUCACUUCUUCCUGUUCUUCUCCCUCUACAUCAUCGUUGGGAUGGAGAUUGUGUGCAUCGCCUUCAAGCUGGUGCAGAACAGGCUGAUUCGCUUCUACAAAAAUCUCAUUCUGCUCUUCACAAAAGGGACGUUUUAG
This is a messenger RNA of Pteropus alecto (black flying fox), 1205 nucleotides long. RefSeq names its product potassium two pore domain channel subfamily K member 18 (gene KCNK18). The record is from RefSeq and is a predicted model, not a curated record. Gene Ontology annotation, molecular function: potassium ion leak channel activity. The transcript is spliced from 3 exons. Bases 75 to 1205 code for a protein of 376 amino acids. Gene Ontology annotation, biological process: potassium ion transmembrane transport; stabilization of membrane potential. NCBI's taxonomy places the organism in Eukaryota, Metazoa, Chordata, Mammalia, Chiroptera, Pteropodidae. Gene Ontology annotation, cellular component: membrane.